This is a messenger RNA of Lymnaea stagnalis (great pond snail), 603 nucleotides long. NCBI's taxonomy places the organism in Eukaryota, Metazoa, Mollusca, Gastropoda, Lymnaeidae. The record is from the annotation of a GenBank genome assembly.
UUCUUGCCCGUUCUAAAUCUCAGUCAGAAGCUCAAUAUCCUGUACUUGUAUAGAGUUUUAUCUGCAGCACUGGACUCUGUGGGCGUGAAGCAUUUCUUGAUGGACGGCUCUCUGCUGGGGUUGCACAGGCACGGGGGGAUCAUCCCGUGGGACGAUGACUUGGACGUAUCGGUCAGCCUGGACGCCUGGGAACUCGUCCAGCAGUCGCUGGCCUGUGUGGAAGGGUUUACGCUGAACAAACGCAGGGAGGGCCACUGGAAGUUCCACUACAAUACCGGCUACUAUCCGUUCGUGGACAUCUUCUUCUACAGAAUGGACGAAACCUAUGUGUGGGCCGCCUUGGAAUCGGCUCGAAAAACUUUCAUUUACCCCACGAAAUUGGUAUUCCCUUUGGGUGAGUCCAUUUUUGAGGGGAUGAAGGUUCCAGUGCCUAAUGAUAGUCUGCGCAUAACAAGAAGAAUUUAUGAAUACCAUGUAUGCGAUGCAUACUCAUUACAUAUGGAACGUAACGUGAGCUUCUCUGACGCUGAUUCUAAAGGAUAUUCCAUAACUAGUUUGCCAUGCCAUAACAUUUCCUACAUGUAUACGUUUUACAAUAUUUAA